CCUUUAUGAUGAUCCAUUUCCAUUUAAUGAGUAUUCUCCAACAUCUUCAAAUAAAGAAGUGGUUAUGAAGAAUGAUCAGAAUAAUGGAGAUAUGAAACCAGUCCAGAAUUUCACAACAGUACCAAUCACACAGGCUCUCAACUACAAUCUGAGCAAAGAAGGGCAUUUAGAAAAAGAACCUUGGAAUGCAUUCAGCCAUCAUGGCCCAGUUAAUGUCUCCAUCGACGGAAUUCCUUGCAUUCUCUUCUGGGCCAAAAGAAUAAUGAUUAAAUUUAAGAACCAAACCUGGCUGGACCUUACAGAUGAGACAUUUGGUCAGAAGGUAACAGUGGACCCUGACAACCCAAAUUGCAGUGAAGAAAGUGCUAGGUUGUCUUUGAAGCUUGGUGAUGCUGGAAACCCCAGAAGUCUUGCUAUAAGAUUCGUCCUUACCAAUUACAACAAGUUGUCCAUGCAGAGUUGGUUUAGUUUGCGCCAAGUCGAGAUCAUUUCCAACAAUUCAAUCCAAGCAGUCUUUAACCCAACUGGCGUAUAUGCUCCCUCUGGUUACUCCUACCGCUGCCAACGUGUGGGCAGCCUGCAGCAGGACCAGGCCCUCUUGCUGCCCAGCGACACAGAUGAUGGGUCGAGCCUAUGGGAGGUCACUUUUAUUGAUUUCCAGAUCCAAGGUUUUGCCAUCAAGGGGGGAUGAUUUACCAAGACCCAAGACUGCACCUCCUCCUCCUCACCAGCUCUUCUGAUCGGCCUGGCAACGUCCCUGAUCCUGCUGCUGGUGUUGGCCUACACCCUGCACAUGCUCAUCUACCUGCGAUAUCUGGACCGACAAUACGAUCUCAUCGCCUCUCCUGCCCACUUCUCGCAGCUGAAACCUCGAGACACAGCCGAAGAGAAGGAGCUGCUGAGGAGCCAGGGGGCUGAAUGGUAUGAACUGAGAAGCCAACAGAUCAGCAAAAUCUAUGUUUAGCAGCACAG
This is a messenger RNA of Nomascus leucogenys (northern white-cheeked gibbon), 972 nucleotides long. It is a transcript of the gene ATP6AP1L, whose product is annotated as ATPase H+ transporting accessory protein 1 like. The transcript has 7 exons. The record is from RefSeq and is a predicted model, not a curated record. Gene Ontology annotation, cellular component: proton-transporting V-type ATPase complex. Lineage: Eukaryota; Metazoa; Chordata; Mammalia; Primates; Hylobatidae.